UGUUCAUCUUCAUGCAAAAUGAAAUGUUCUGAAAAAUUUGAUACAGACAUUCGUAAAAACAUUAUUAAUAAAUUUGGGAACUUGCCGUUCAUACCAGACAAUGGGAAUUUAUCAAUGACUUCACAGAAAAAAUAAUAAAAAAAAUAUUCACAACACAGGGACCAUCUAGAAGACAAUUCACGACUAAGUAUUUUUUACCAAUACCAGCAGAUAAUACAUUAAUUACUCGACAACAGGUUUGUCUUAAAACAUUUACACUCUCACCGCCAUGUGGUACGCGGUACGCCGGACGCCGGCCGCACACGUAAAUUGUAGUGCAGCAAGCUAUUACUCAUUUUUUUAUUUGUUGCGGCAGGCCAUGUGGGCGGCCGGCGCACCAAAAAUUUUGCGCUAAAACCAUCGAGAUAUAAGUACUAACGUACUAGAGAAGACACCGUAAAUUCCUACUUUGUCUCGUUCAACUGCGGCGAUCGCGCCGCACCGUCGCCGCACGUCAGUCAGUUGCUCUCUUGCUCUUUCACGCCUAAUACUUCCGACAAUAAUUUAUUUAAUUCACAGAAAAAAUCGUCGAAAAAUGCCUUGGUGUGUGUUGAGAUAUCGUACUAAUAAUUCAAGGAACACGGCAAAGUGCAAAGGAAUAACUUUUCAUCGGUAAGUAAACUAAUUUCCUUGUUUUUCAAAUUAAAUAAUUAAAGAUAUUCUAUCUCACGAAGUCCGUUUCGUUAUGAAUGUUGUCAGGCGUGCAUGUAUAUAAACGCUUUAGUGUGCGUAAGCGCGGGAGCGCUCAGUCACGAUCGCAACGCGGUCGAUGUCACUCGUGUUUUGAGUUCGCGCCAAAUUGUUUCACGGAGUAGCGUCAGCAUGGAAACUAAACGUCGGAAAGUUGUUCAUAGUGAGGGUCGGAGCAUGAUAGCUAGUGUUUAUCAUUUCCUGCGACAGGAGUAUGAAUUUACAAAAACAUAUAUGGAACCUAACUGUGAUUUGUCUCAUUUACGAGAUAUCACGCGGCGUACAGCAGAAGCUACAGGUGUGUCUACAAAAACUUUCCAACGAAUAUUAAAAGAAGAGAAGGAAUUGCCAUCCACAUCAUCAACAUUCACCUCUCCUAUGAAGAAAAGAAGAAAGCGAGAAAAUAAGAUAGAAAUAGACAAUUCUACAGCCGAUGUUGUUCGAAGUACUAUACAAAAUUUCCAUAUCGUCCAUAAAGAAAUUCCAACAUUAUCUAAAAUUAAAAAAGUAUUACAUGAAAAAAUUGGAUUUGCAGGUUGUUUAGAAACUGUUCGCAAGUUAUUACUAAAGUUAGGUUAUAAGUGGCGUAAAACAGAUAACAACCGAAAAGUUUUGACAGAGCGUCAUGACAUACAAAUGUGGCGUUAUAAAUAUCUAAAAAAUAUUUCUGAAUAUCGCACUCAAGGUCGACCAAUUGUCUACACUGAUGAGAGUUAUGUUCUUUCGACACACGUGCGAAACAAUACUUGGGCACGUAAAGAAGAAACCACGCCAUUUUUAAAAAAAAUUUGCACAGGUACUCGCUUCAUAUUAGUGCACGCGGGAACAAAGGACGGAUUUAUUGAAAAUGCUGCUUUGGUUUAUAAGGCUAACUCAACAGCUGGCGACUAUCAUUCAAAUAUGAGCUAUGAUAAUUAUGUUAAAUGGCUAAAUGAGAAGCUAUUAAAACCUAUUAAAAGCUAACCUAACCCAACCUACCUCCUCGCUCUGUCAUUGUGUUAGACAAUGCUUCUUAUCACAAUACACGAGCCGAAAAAUUA
Spodoptera litura is the source of this 1769-nucleotide messenger RNA. NCBI's taxonomy places the organism in Eukaryota, Metazoa, Arthropoda, Insecta, Lepidoptera, Noctuidae. The record is from RefSeq and is a predicted model, not a curated record.